UCGAGCCAGACGCAGCACAGUGAGCAGUGAGAAAGUUUGUACCGAGUCCAAAACGCCUGGAACGUGCGGGCUGGAAUUAUUCGUUGCUAAAAGGCGAAAUAUAUAGACGCUGCUAAACGUAGAAGCCUGUGUGAAGUGCAAAAUGCGAGAUGUGGUGGUAAGUGGCGUUCGUUCCGUAUCGCAUUGUUUUGUAACACCCUCUUGAACGGUGCUCGGAGCGGUUGCAAGCGUUGUGCUCGCAAUACAGAACAAUUGCAAAUCAAACACACUGGAGGAGGCCAACGGACGCGUGAAGAACUUAAUCAAAGCCAGCGUUUUGUGUGUGAUUGUGUGUGUGUGUAUGUGCGUCUUUAUUAUAUUCGCACUUUUGAUAACGAUAAGUGACGUUUGACUUUGCAAUCUAAUGUCGCACAGCCCCGGUGUCGUGGGACGCCCGAUAGCGCUCAGUUUCUACCCUGCAGUGCGUGGCGUUGGAAGGCAAAUGCCGCUCGGUGGGCGAAAGUUUUUUUUCUGCAUUUCUUCAAGAAGUGCAUACAAUGUGCAAACCUUAUUGUGGAAGCAGAAGUUACGAUUCGUGCAAAAGCGGUGGCUGUAUUAGGUGUACAACGGUUGCAUACUUUUUUGGGGACUCUGUACAAUUAGUCUGCGGUCGAGAUGGUGAAGAUGUCGCGCAAAUCGAUCCGCCAGAAGUUGCUCUCAUCUAGUUGCCUUUGCCUUUUGCCGCAGAAGCAACAGUCCAUCAAGGAUGUUGGAGAAAAGCUGUUGCCAGCGCCGCCGCCGCCACCAUCAACCAAGAUCCAGCUGGACAGUGGGAAGUGUUCGAGAGAGCGCGUCCAGACAACGCAGCAGCUGUACGAGGCGAACCGGCCGGAGCUUGCCGGCUUGAGCGGACCCAGGAACGUCUUCCGAGCUGGCCGCAGCAGCAACGGCACCGGCACCAACAUGAUUGACGCUCACGGCAACGCCUUACCUCCGCUCAGUCCCUCCAGCAACAACAACACCACGACCGAGCUGGAAAAUGACAAACCGAUGCUACCGAUGACACCCGCAAAAGCGCUCGAUUACCAUGGAGUACACUUGACAGACUUCGAAAAGCAGGAAAUCGAAAAGUACAAGGAAAUUUACUAUCUCGGCCUGGACGCACGCAAAAUCAACGCCAAGCCGGGCGUCGGCGCGAACUCGGGUUUCGAUGACGAGAACGGAUGCUAUCAGAAGAUUGUGCACGACCACAUCUGCUACCGGUACGAGAUCCUGGAGAUUAUCGGCAAGGGCAGCUUCGGACAGGUGAUCCGGGCGCUGGACCACAAAACCAAGCAGUACGUCGCAAUCAAGAUCAUCCGCAACAAGAAGCGCUUCCACCAUCAGGCCCUCGUCGAGGUUCGGAUACUGGACGAGCUGCGGAAGAAGGACGCGGACGGAAGCCACCAUGUCAUACACAUGCUGGACUACUUCUACUUCCGCAACCACCUCUGCAUCACGUUCGAGCUUAUGAGCCUCAACCUGUACGAGCUGAUCAAAAAGAACAACUAUCAAGGAUUCAGCCUGAGCCUCAUCAAGCGGUUCUGCAACUCGAUCGUCAAGUGUUUGAGAUUUCUCGACGAGUUGGACAUCAUUCACUGUGAUCUGAAACCGGAAAACGUGCUACUGAAACAGCGUGGCAGCAGCACGAUAAAGGUCAUCGAUUUCGGCAGUUCAUGCUUUUCCGACCGGACCGUCUACACCUACAUCCAGUCGCGAUUCUACCGGUCACCGGAAGUCAUCCUCGGCUACCCCUACGACAAAGCGAUCGAUAUGUGGAGCUUAGGAUGCAUUUUGGCCGAGCUGUACACCGGUUAUCCACUGUUCCCGGGCGAGAAUGAAGUCGAGCAGCUGGCGUGCAUAAUGGAAAUUCUGGGCGUACCGUCCAAGGAGGUCUUCCAGCUGGCGACCAGGAAACGACUAUUCUUCGAUUCACGAGGAGUGCCACGGUGCAUAACCAACUCGAAGGGACGCAAAAGGAAGCCAGGCUCGAAGACCCUGUCCCAAGCGCUCCGAUGCAACGAUACCGUGUUCAUCGAUUUCGUCAGCAAAUGUUUGGAGUGGGAUCCUCAUAAGCGCAUGACUCCGGAACAGGCGGCCCGUCACGAAUGGCUCCAGGUGAGCGCGUCCAAGGCCUAUUUCGGCUCCAAGUCCAAGGAGAGCAGCGACACCCAGCUGAACUUCCUACACAAGCAGCAACGAUCUCAGCCAAUGACACCAAACACCAUCCUGCCAGAGAUAAAGACUCCCUCCAACCGUACGCUACGGUUUACCAAAGAGCGCGUCAAAGCAACCGAUCUCGAAACGGCACAACAGCAAUCCUCAUUGCAUCGGUUGACCAACGUCCGGAAAGUGACUGCCACCGGCCUAACGAACCUGUCCAACAACAACAGCGGCCACCACGGUAUCAGUAGUCUUCACAGUGGUGGUGGUGGAAGUGGCAGCAGUAGCCACCACAACAACAACAACAACAACCACCACCACAUCAGCACGAGCGGCAGUACGCAAACCAUCAACGGGUCGUCCAAGUACGCGUCCUCGACAUCGUCCGCGCACCAUCACCAUCAUCAUCACGGUAGCGCGAUGCCACACUCGCAAAGUACCGGCGAUGUGUCGGCCAUCUUUGGCCGGGCAUGACAUGAGACGCUGGCCCGCGCAAAGGAUACCAGCAAAAUCAUAAGCCUCAUCUAGGGCGUCCUGUCCCUCGUCGUUCCGAGAGCUGCUGGUGCUGCUAGCCGUUGCUCCAACGGCUCUCGGACGGAGGGCACCGGGUGACGCGUACUGUCGCCCCGCUCGUCGUAAGCCGUUCUUCAGGGGUAGUUCAGGGGUAGCUUUGUAGAUAGAACAACUUCGGUACGAACGACCGUGUUCCAGGUGAUAGUGUUAGUCUGUCUUGGGUCCCUCUCGGCCACUCUCCCCUCCCCUCUCUCUCUCUAGCAGUAGUAGCGAAUGGUUCAACAGGAACAAAAGACAACAUGACGCUUCCAAAGUACUUCCUCCCGUAAGCAAGUGGACCCCGUGUUUGGUUUCGUAAUAUAUCCCUUAACGGAGGACGGAAGACGCGGCGUUUGAAGGUCGGUGGCUGUGGUCAAAAUAGAGAACCGGUCGGGAUUGUAGGAUUGACUGUGACAAACAAACAAAAUCUUAGCAUCCAUACAACUAUUCAAAACCGAAUACUAAGCCUAAGGGUAGCGGUAGCGUCGUAUUUAGCAUGCAGAGUAGGACACGGACGAACGCGCGAGGUGGCGUUGUGCAGACGAAGGUGCAGAUUUCUUUUCCUGUGUUGUUGAUUUGGCGCAGCUAUUGCGCGGCCAAAGCGUGAGCAAUUUUCAAACGAAACGUUCUGUCGGCCAUAAGUAAAUUCCCGUAGUAACAGUAGAGGGCGAAGCAAACGAAGACACGAAACUCGAAAUUCUAGUUUGACCUCGAAGUCUAAGGUAUAGGACUCGGUUUUAGCCAGGGCAAGCAAGCGUCAGGUUACAGGUCCCCUUUGUAGAAAAUCCCAACCACAUCCGAAGAUAGGUGUACCGUCACAGAGAGAGAGACUAGCGCGGCGGUGCAUUAGGUGCAUUAGGUGACAGAGAGCAGAUGUAUUCUUUAUAUAUAUACAGGCAUGCAUACACACAUAUACAUAUAUAUAUAUAUUUAUUACGGUAUAACACAAAAAACAUGAUGGUAAUCUGCUAGACAGUGUUUGUCGUAUCUAGAGAUAGGCCACAGCGGGUUUGCUCCAGCACCGGUGAUAGCUGGGUCUCAGUGAUGUGUCGAGGUAGAAGAAGGAGCCUAGAAGCCGUUGGCGGUUGAGGGUUGAGUGUGAAAGAGCAGCAACCGCGUCGGCGCCGGAAUGAAAAGCUAGUGACUAAUCAUUAAUUUGUAAGUAAUCGUUCUCCCUUCUCAUCCUCUUAAUGAUCGCGUAUCGUUUAUUCUUCCCAAAAAUGUAUGUCCCUCUCGAUUGUUGAUUACGUUCAGUUGUUUGUUUAAGGCAAAACAGUCAAAUCAAUCCUUCUAUAUACGGUCUUCUUAGAGCUUAAACGAAGAAAGUGAAGCGAGUGCAGUCUCGCUCUUUGCAUUCUUUUCUCCGUCACCUGCCAUUAUUUUAGUCGGCAGAGCAGGCAGAAGUAAGCAAGUGUUCCCGAGACCCCCCUCCCCCCAAUUGCCCCCUCCUCUCUCUAGGAUGUAGGAAUAGGACUGUACGGGAAUAUGGAAGUAAGCCACACGGUAACAAUAACUAUGUGUAUAACAAAUCAUUUAAUCAACAACAAAAACACAAACACACCUUGAUGUUGGGUCCCCGAAUGCGUCCGAAAGAUCCGGUGAGCGCGUGUGAUUUCAACGUAAUCCCGGUAUGAAAGCCCAUUAAAGUACGCGAUGGCGCCCGGAAGCCAAUGAUGGAGCUCGCGUGGCAUACAUACAUGAAAGACACAGGUGGCCAAACAGUGUGCCCGUAGAUGGUGGCGAGUAGGGUGGAACACGGGGUGCGGGGCAGAGAGGUGAGAGGAAAAAAAACAAGCAAACGAUAGCAGGGGUGAUGAUGAUAAUAGUACACGCGUAAGCAAACGAAUAUAUAAAAAGAAUAAAGUUUUAAACUCAUUACUAUGUA
Molecule: messenger RNA, 4618 nt
Organism: Anopheles gambiae (African malaria mosquito)
Lineage: Eukaryota; Metazoa; Arthropoda; Insecta; Diptera; Culicidae
Gene: Dyrk2
Product: dual specificity tyrosine-phosphorylation-regulated kinase 2
Exons: 10
Coding region: 655-2655 (666 amino acids)
Biological process (GO): peptidyl-serine phosphorylation; peptidyl-threonine phosphorylation
Cellular component (GO): nucleus
Molecular function (GO): ATP binding; protein serine/threonine kinase activity; protein serine/threonine/tyrosine kinase activity
Source: RefSeq, a predicted model, not a curated record